Messenger RNA from Brassica napus (rape), 3475 nucleotides. RefSeq lists its product as uncharacterized. Lineage: Eukaryota; Viridiplantae; Streptophyta; Magnoliopsida; Brassicales; Brassicaceae. The transcript is spliced from 9 exons. The record is from RefSeq and is a predicted model, not a curated record. Bases 573 to 3401 code for a protein of 942 amino acids. Gene Ontology annotation, biological process: proteolysis. Gene Ontology annotation, molecular function: cysteine-type peptidase activity; zinc ion binding.
AGAACAAAACAACUACUACUUUGUCCCCUUAGAAUUAGAACAAAAAUCUUUGUCCCUAUAGUAUAAACAAUAAUGCUAAUCCCGUUUUGUCCUUUCUAUUAAUUUUGAAAUACAUAUAUUGAGUUAUGUAAUUUACUGAGAAAGUAAAUAAAAAGUUAAAAAAAAUACAGAGUAAAAAAUCAGAACAUGUCGUCGACUCCGGUUUUCCUUUCUCUCUAACAAAGAGGUGGCGAUUAAGUUUCGUUAUCGAAACCAUCUUCUCCGGCCGUCUUAGUUCGUCGGAGACCUUGAACUCAUCGUCACAUCUCUCCUUCAUCCUCCUUCUUUCUUCUCUCCUCUCUAAACACGACAGAGUAGGAUUACUUUGCAAUCUCCGCCGGCUACAAUUGAAGUUGUUCAAGCUCGGGAAAAGCUUCUUGUCGCUGAUAAAUAACGAUUAGCUUCACGUUGUUCUUCUCUUCCUCUUACUUCAUCUCGGUUCCAAAAUCGUUGAGAUUUAAGCUCUUCUACGGACGAAGAGAUUGACGUUGUUCGAAUUUCAUCUCGGUUUCUCUUUCCCUAAAAUUGAAGGAAUGGCGUACGAGUUUCCACAACGCAUACUUGAAGAAGGAAUUGAGACGCAAAUUGACAAGAUCAACAAUACGUGUAGACGUACAAUUCUGGAGGAAGUGAAGGGUGUUCUCAACACUGAGUAUGAGGAAGUUUUGAAAGAUCCUGUCUUCGGUCCGCUUCUGGCAAUCAUAGAGAACAAGCUCAUCUACUCAGGGAAGAUCAUUCAUAGCUUCAUAUGCAAGCAACUCAAGGUUUCGAAGCUUCACGAGCUGUGGUUUCUAUUUGCUAAGAGGCCUCUUAGGUUCUCUGCGCAAGAAUUUCAUGCUGUGACAGGAUUGAAGUUCAAAGAUGAACCUGACAUAAACUUCAAUGAUUGGAAGGAUGAUAAGGGGUUCUGGAGCAAUGUGCUGAGGAAAAAUAGAAAGGUCAACUUAUCGAUGAUAAAGACGAAGCUUCUUAACGAAUGCAACAAGUGGACGUAUGUGGACAGGGUUAGGCUAGUGUAUCUGUGCGUCAUUCAUGGAUUCCUCAUAGCUAAGGAUUCAAGAGUGUUUAUCCCACAUGAAUACAUCCGUUUGGUGAUGGAUUUUGAGAAGAUGAGGAUGUAUCCAUGGGGUCUUCACGCAUAUGACGAGCUGCUUGCAUCAAUACUCAAAGCAAGGAAAGAUUUACAUCUGAAGAACAGUUACGUGUUGGAUGGAUUCUCCUAUGCGUUUCAGAUAUGGGUUAUGGAGGCAAUCCCAGACAUUGGUAGUAUGGUGGGUAAGAAGAUCAAAAAGAACAUGACCAAAGUGAGAUGUAGGAAUUGGAAAGGAAGUGGGAAAGUUUCCUACGCAGAUAUCAGCAGCCUAGAGUCCCACUUUAAUAAGGGAGAACUGUUCCCAUUUAUAUCUGCUACUGGGAACAAUGAUGUGGUUGAUAGCACUGAGUUCUAUAGGGAAGAUGAGAAGAUAGAUGAAAGAAUUGGUCGCAUUGUUACUCUUCUCAAUGCCAAACAAGAUUGGACAGAUUUCGUAUGGGAAGUCGAGGCUUUGCCUCCAACUUUAGAGCUUUCUGAUUCAGAGACUGAUGGAGAGAAUGUUGAAGUCGAAGAUGUCACAGAUACUCAUGUUGACGAACCGGCUGUUGUUGCAAGAAGGGGAAAGCGUAAGCUAAAUGAUCCUGGUGCGGAGGCUCGAAAGAAAGAACUGCUUUGUCAACGGGCAGCUGAACAUAACAGUGGUAUCUCCAGUGGAAUGAAGACUUUCAUUGAAGGUUUGUUCACCUCUGCUUUCAACUCUUUCAAGGACGUGGUGCAGAAUGACAUCCAAGAGCGUUUUGAGAAGGUCCAAAAAGAGAUGGCUGAGCUCAAGCAAGCGGUGUCACAGAUUCCGGGUCCUUCUGCUACAAUGGGAAAAGACAGAGCAUCUGAGAUUCCAUGUCCUUCAGCAACGAUGGGAAAAUCAUCACAGAGUCCGUGUCUUGCAGGAACAAAGGAAAAAGGCAAAGGCAAGGUUGAUGAGAGUGUGGUUCCUGCUACGGUUCGUCGUAGCCCUCGGCAAGGAAGAAAGGAGAUUGAAACUGAAACUGAUGAUAUGAUGGAUUUUUUGAAGAAUUUGUCACAAUCAUCUACCCAUGGAGAACCUUCAUCAAUAAAAGAAGAAAUGAGCACCCAAGAGUAUUUACAAGACGCCAUGGGGAACCUUUCUCAAGUAUCACAUGUUAAAGGUUUCGAUCCCUCACAAAAAACGAGUGAUGAAGAAGCACCUAAGUGGGUUACUCCAGUAUCAUCCUUCAAGCCUGUAGAUUGGAGAACACCCACUCUCAAAGAUAUGGAAUUACAUGACGACCGGGUGAACGACGAUGAUUACUCAUUAGUGUUUGUCCAUGAGGAUUCAUGGGCUAAACUGAUUCAUUGGUGCUCAACUACCAAACAGCACCUUAAAAUUGGACCUUCUAUGUACACAACUGAGUUAGCAGAACGUAUUAUGGGACCUGCAGUGUGGCUGCAAAAUCAAGAAAUUGAUGCUGUGCUCUUCUUAUUUCGCGAGAGGACUUCUUUGAGACGAUGGAACCCGUCCAAAGUAGCUUUCAUGAGCUGCAUAUUCAGUAAUCAAAUGAAGAAUUCUUACACUGAGUUCAAGAAAGACAAAAAAAAAUUCAGGGUAGAAGGACUGCUCCAUCAGUACGGAAUUGGUGAACUUCCUUCACACGGCCGAACAAGACUAAUGUGGGAUCUUGAUGUCAAUCGUAUGUAUGUGCCUCUUCUUGUGCACGGUAACCACUGGAUCUCUAUGUGUGUCAACUUUGUUACUCGUUCCAUAGAAGUUUUUGACUGUGCGGGACUGAAACACAACAAGGACUUGGAGCCAUUUGCACAUCUCAUCCCAAGAAUUGUCAAAGCCGUGCAGUCUUCAGAGAAGAGGGGAUUAACCGUUAAGCCCUAUGAUGUCACUUACGCUCCAAUGCCCUGCUUCCUAAAUAAGACUAGCAGCGAUUGUGGAGUAUAUGCGUUGAAGCACAUUGAAGCACAUCUUCUAGGCAUGGACUUAACAUGCUGGUGUGGGAAAGGGAUUGUCACUUAUGUUUCAAAAACGGAGGAGAACCCAUACAGAAGAUUCUUCCGAUGUGAGAUUGGUCUGAAGAGAAAGAAAGAGCAACAUCUUUUCAAGUGGGUGGACGAGGCUCUGCUUGAUGAGAUACAAAUGAUGCAUGAGCAACAGUCGAGAAUGGCCAAAGAAAUUGAAGAUUUGAGACGUUCCUUGAAAAUGACAGUAGAGGAAGCAGUUAUCGAGCACAAGAAGUCGGGAGAUGUAGGACUUAUUGGAUCCAUUCUCACUUUUUUAUGUCUUUGUUCUAAAUUUGAUUGAUCUUUUAAUUGUUUUCUGAAUCUAUUUACUUUGUGAAAGAUUGAAUCAAUUUGAUAUUCUGUGUUGUCAAUUUA